Molecule: messenger RNA, 3227 nt
Organism: Leucoraja erinaceus (little skate)
Lineage: Eukaryota; Metazoa; Chordata; Chondrichthyes; Rajiformes; Rajidae
Exons: 5
Coding region: 1278-1862 (194 amino acids)
Source: RefSeq, a predicted model, not a curated record
GGUUUCGGCCCGAGACGUUGCCUAUUUCCUUCGCUCCAUAGAUGCUGCCUCACCCGCUGAGUUUCUCCAGCAUUUUUGUGUACCUUCGAUUUUCCAGCAUCUGCAGUUCCUUCUUAAACCCUCUUUCUGCUUGGCGGCCCACCGCCGGGUCCCUCUUCGUUCUCGGCUUACCCCCCCCCACGCCAGGUUGCUCUGGGUGGCCCGUUGGUCGUUUGGCUCCGUGCCGCCACAUGGUGCAUCCCUAAAGUCUCCCUUACAUAACAAAUAGCUACUGAUCUAAAUCUUGACCAACGUCUGCCACCCACAGUUUUCUUGAGGAGCAGGUUCCAGAUUUGCACCACACUGUGGAAACAUUGCCCCCCACAGGAGUUAGCUCUAAUUAUUUUGGGUAUCCUGGCAAAUAAAUUAUUUCUGCCGAUCCAAUCUACUAAAUCACUAUGAAUUACUCUGCUAGAUACCUUACAGUUUAAGAAUCUCAAGAAAAUCAAAGAGUGCAUAAAAUAUUUACGAGGAUAUUGAGGGCAUGUGUUAUAGGGGGUUGUUGGACAAACUGCGACUUUAUUCCUAGGAGCACGGGAGGCUGAGGGGUGAUAUUUCUAGAUAUCAGGAUCGAGGGAAGAGCAGGUACUUCUGUCCAUAACCUCUGGAAAUCUACAGGCAUUGCAUUGUCCCAGUGGAUCUAAAGGGAACACAUUGGUUUGCUACUCUGCCCUUUGUGCCACUUGUCAAGACUCCUCUGUCCAGGCAAUAAUGCCAGUGCCUAAAUUUAUUUAGCCCUCAGUUUCAAUUUAGUUUUUAGUUUACCGAGUUACAGUGAAAAGCUUGUGUUGCGUGCUAACCAGACAGCGGAAAGACAAUACAUGAUUACAAUCAAGCUAUUCACAGUGUACAGACACAUGAUAAGGGAAUAACAUUUAGUGUAAGGUAAAACCAGUAAAGUCCGAUCAAAGAUGGUCUUAGUGUCCCCGCUUUGGGUGACAGGAGUCAGAGAAUGGACAUAUCUGAGAGGAGAUUAAGAAGAUCAUAGUUGAAGAAAGAAAUGUUGCUGUAGGAGUAAGAGAUUGAAACGUGUGGAGCGAUUGCAACACGUGAUUGCAGAUGUUCUUCUGUGGCUGGCACACAAAUGGUCGCCGUUAGAGUCGGCACAGCAAGGCACUAGGACCCCACAGGACUGGUUUGAUGUGCUGUAAUGCUCUGCCUCACUGGCGAGCGCAUCUCAUCUGGAGCAUUCGGAAACCCAGCACUCCAGGAUCGUGUUCGCGUUUCUGGACAGCAAAAUGCACCGGCAUUAUCAACCCACCGCACCAGCCAGCAACAGGUACCUGCAGCAGAAAUGGGACCAGGACAAAUAUCAAAAGCAUAGGACAAAGGUGGAAACAGCUGCAGCAGUUGUGGAUACCAAGGGAUCUUGGACUCCUGCGCAUAUUCAAGUCAAGUUAAAGAAAGUCCAGUUACAGGAAGAUCGCUUGGCUAUCAUAGCAAGAGACAAUCAGAUUCUUUCCUUCAAAUUAGUUGACAUCAUGAGAUCCAAUGGGACGGUGGAGAAUUGGAACAACUACAUAUGUAAAAGCCUUAAUGCAGAGAAGCGUCACAGGCAGUCCAUGCAGAUCACGCAGGAGAACCAAGCCAUCUUUCACCGCAUUACACAGUGCAAGUCACAGUACAAGAGCAGCAGGCUGAAUGAGGAAUGGGAGAGAGUAAAGAGGGUGCAGAACGACAUUGCACAUUUCCCGCGGGGGACGAAGGCUGAACAGAAAACUAGGAAGAAAGUGCACUUUGGAGGAAUUGGAGUCGCCAAGAAUGGUGAGACUACUCGGUGCGGAGAAGAUGGUGGCAUCCAAAAGAUGUUGACAACAGGGUGAUCAGUAUAAAAGCAACGUCAGGCCCUGCUCCAUCUCACGUCAGCUUUUCCUCCAACCCUAUCCCGACAACCUCUUAAAUAUCUCAAAGCAUUUUCUUACGUAUGUCCUUCAAAUGCAUUCACCUGGAUUAGUAUAAAAGCAACUUCAGGUCCUACUCCACCUCACUUCAGCUUCCUGCCCACCCUUAUCCCAACAACACCUCUCAAAUAUCUUGAGGCAUUUUCUUACCUAUGUCCUUCAGAUAUAUUCACCUUUCCCUCGCUGCAAUCCACCCUACAUUGUGUGGAAGGGGCACUCUGCACCAGCAGCACUGCCCUAUACCAAUCAUCAGUCUGAUCAAGCGUGGAUGGAUCUCCCUGUGAGGGGGUUGGCGUUGUCAUACACCUUGUUUUAACCUUACUUUAUAGACCUCUCAUGACAAACCUGCUCUCUCUGGAGAUACAAGGAACUGCAGAUACAGGCCUACCACCGAUUUUCCUUGGUUCCAGAGCCUUUCUGGAUUAUCCGUUUUGCCAGACCAAUAGACGUCACGGCCUCCGAGAGGAGUCCAACAGUACCGGAGCGGUCUGCCUAAGCCACAGAGGGGCCGAGACACCGAUAAAGUUGGUCGCGGAAGUCAGCUAUGGGAAAGGUACUGCCAGUGUUCCAUUUCCCGGCUGAAGGGGGCUUAUUCGACCCACUGAUCCGCCGCGGAAGCCCCGAUGAAGUCGUGAUCGGCCACCUCACCCGGCUUGGACGCCACAUGUUCACGGGGUCUUCCAGGAGGGCAAUUUUAAAUGCGCUCUCAUCAUUUUGUCUGGAUUAAAGGAGGUGAUGGAACACCAGUUGCCGGAAAAUCGGUGGUGGACCUGUACUGGUUUAUCAAAAAAACACAAGUUUCUGGAGUAACCCAGCGGGUCAGGCUAGACACAAAAUGCUGGAGUAAUUCAGCGGGACAGGCAGCAUCACUGGAGAGAAAGAAUGGUUGAUGUUUCGGGUCAAGACCCUUCAGACAGCCUGAAAAAGGGUCUCGACCCAAAACAUCACCCAUUCCUUCUCUCCAGAGAUGCUGCCUGUCCCGCUGAGUUACUCCAGCGUUUUGUGUCUAUCUUCAAUUUAAACCAGCAUCUGCAGUUCCUUCCUACACAGCGGGUCAGGCUGUCUGACCAGUUCUCUCCAGACAUUGUUUAAUGAAUCUUUGCUGCAUCAUCUCUUUGGCUGUCAAAUACAUCCUUUCUUCAGUAAAUCCUAAUCUGUACAUGAUAUACCAUUUUGCAGUCUCACUAUUGUACUACAUAAUUGCUGUAAGAUUUACUAACAAUAUUUGUUACUCACAGCCUUUUUUCAGCACUGAAAACCCUUAAUAAAACAGAUAAACCAACUUAA